AUGGCUGUGUCCGCCCAGCUCUUGGUGGAGGAGUUGCAGAUCUUCGGCCUAGAAUGCGAGGAGGCUGUGAUUGAGAAAUUGGUAGAACUGUGCAUUCUGUAUGGACAGAAUGAAGAGGGAAUGGCCAGCGAGCUUAUAGCCUUCUGCACCAGCACACGUAAAGACUGCCUUACCUUGGAGACCCUGAACUCUUUUGAGCACGAGUUUCUGAGCAAAAGAUUAUCCAAAACCCGGCAUGGUGCCUCCAAGGACAAAGUGCACGGCCAUGCAGGAGCCAGAGACAUUGUUUCCAUACAAGAGCUAAUUGAAGAGGAAGAGGAAGAGGAGACCCUCUUGAACUCUUACACCACACCCUCUAAGGGUUCUCAGAAGCGAACUGUCACCACCCCAGAAACCCCCCUCACAAAAAGGAGUGUGUCUGCUCGGAGCCCCCAUCAGCUCCUCUCACCGUCGAGUUUCUCUCCAAGUGCUACUCCCCCUCAGAAAUACAGCUCGAGAAGUAACCGGGGAGAAGUGGUCACCUCCUUUGGCUCGGCGCAGGGGGUAUCUUGGUCCGGGAGAGGAGGAACUAGUCACCUCAGCCUGAAGGUCUUGGGACAUCCAGAGCCGCUCACCGGGAGCUACAAAUGCAUGUUUCAGAAGCUCCCAGACAUUCGAGAAGUUCUGACCUGUAAGAUAGAAGAACUUGGCAGUGAACUCAAGGAACAUUACAAGAUUGAGGCUUUUGCUCCCACUCUAGUCCCAGCACAGGAGCCUGUCACCCUGCUGGGCCAGAUCGGCUGUGACAGCAACGGGAAGCUGAACCACAAGUCGGUGAUUCUGGAGGGAGAUCUGGAACAUUCCUCAGGCGCUCAGAUUCCAGUGGAUCUAUCUGAGCUCAAAGAAUAUUCUCUAUUUCCUGGACAGGUGGUGGUCGUGGAAGGAAUCAACACCACAGGUAGAAAACUUGUUGCCACCAGACUCUACGAGGGUGUGCCACUUCCGUUCCAUCAGCCCGAUGAAGAGGAUGGAGAUUCUGAGCAGUUCAUGGUCCUGGUGGCCUGUGGGCCGUACACCACAUCUGACAGCAUCACCUUUGACCCCCUGCUCGACCUGAUCACCAUCAUCAACCGCGACCGACCGGACGUCUGCAUCCUGUUUGGACCUUUCCUGGAUGCUAAGCAUGAACAGGUUGAGAGCUGUCUGCUGACAAGCUCAUUUGAAGAUGUUUUCAAGCAAUGUCUCCGAACAAUUAUUGAAGGAACACGAAGCUCCGGCUCCCACCUCAUCUUUGUCCCGUCACUGAGAGACGUGCACCACGAGCCCGUGUACCCACAGCCUCCCUUCAGCUGCUCCGACCUGCUUCGAGAGGACAAAAAGCGAGUGCAGCUCGUGUCCGAGCCCUGCACCCUCUCCAUAAAUGGAGUGAUCUUUGGCUUGACGUCCACCGACCUGCUGUUCCACAUGGGGGCCGAGGAGAUCAGUAGUUCUUCUGGAACUUCAGACCGGUUCAGCCGAAUCCUUAAGCACAUCCUGACCCAGCGGAGCUACUACCCGCUGUACCCACCCCAGGAGGACGUGGCCAUCGACUACGAGAACUUCCGCCUCUACGCUCAGCUGCCCGUCACCCCCGACGUCUUCAUAGCCCCAUCAGAGCUGAGAUACUUUGUGAAGGACAUCCUCGGCUGUGUCUGUGUGAACCCGGGGCGCCUCACCAAAGGGCAGGUGGGGGGCACCUUCGGCCGUCUCUAUCUCAGGAGGCAGACCGCCGGCGGCAAGGGGAGGCGGAGCCCGUGUGCUGCUGCCCAGGUGGUCAGGAUCUGA
Rangifer tarandus platyrhynchus (Svalbard reindeer) is the source of this 1803-nucleotide messenger RNA. Lineage: Eukaryota; Metazoa; Chordata; Mammalia; Artiodactyla; Cervidae. The record is from the annotation of a GenBank genome assembly.